Messenger RNA from Carassius gibelio (silver crucian carp), 567 nucleotides. Its product is annotated as phosphoglucomutase-1-like. Gene Ontology annotation, cellular component: cytosol. Bases 92 to 544 code for a protein of 150 amino acids. The record is from RefSeq and is a predicted model, not a curated record. The transcript has 4 exons. NCBI's taxonomy places the organism in Eukaryota, Metazoa, Chordata, Actinopteri, Cypriniformes, Cyprinidae. Gene Ontology annotation, biological process: carbohydrate metabolic process. Gene Ontology annotation, molecular function: phosphoglucomutase activity.
UUCAGAUUAUAUACGGGAGAAAGAUGGGCUGUGGGCAGUGCUUGCAUGGCUGUCCAUCCUAGCAGUGAGGAGGCAAAGUGUAGAAGACAUUAUGACAGACCACUGGAGGACCUAUGGGAGGAACUACUACACCAGAUUUGACUAUGAGGAAGUGGAUUUAGAUGCGGCUGUGGAGAUGAUGCUGGAUCUGGAGCUGAUGUUUUCAGACAGGGCAUUCAUUGGGCAAGUGUUUACUAUGGGGGAGAAGAAAUACCAAGUGGAGGCGGCAGACAGUUUUGAGUACAGUGACCCUGUGGAUGGAACCAUUUCAAGAAAUCAGGGUUUGCGGAUCAUUUUUAAAGGAGGUUCUCGCAUCAUCUUUCGUCUCAGUGGUACUGAUAGUUUCGGAGCUACAGUUCGUCUGUAUAUUGACAGUUAUGAGAGAGAUAUAAACAAGCUCUUUCAGGACCCACAGGUGGCGCUGGCGGAGCUCGUCACCAUUGCCCUGCAGCUUUCACAGAUACAUGAAAGAACCGGGCGAAGAGGCCCUACUGUUAUUACAUGAAUAUAUUAAAUCUCAAAUUUACA